GGCCCAUGCGUUUGCUGCGAUGUCAUGCCAGCGCAGCCUUGAUCCGUUCCCCCUGUCUCCAUGCUGGCGCUCGAUAAGGACGAAUGAAGCGAUGUGGAUGGUCUCAAUUCCGCGGGCCCAGGUCCCGAGGUGCACCGAGUAGUCUCAUCGACCUCGUGAUGGCAAGUGCUUCGCGGAGCUGGAUUCCAGCAUGUCGGCUCACUCCACACACGACAGCGAAGGCACCGGGAGAGAUCAUGCAAUGUAUCCUGCAACCAUCUGGCCUGCCAAUGACGUUGCAGACGACAUUUAAAAUUCGGGUGGCUGGGGAAGGACUGGCUUGUGUAACGGGCUAUCCUCGGACGAGACCCGACUGCGCUGUCUGCACGCCCUCUGAGCAACUGCCUCACCUCACAAGAUAUCACGGACUGGUGUCAAGACUCAUGCGAGCAGGCAGCUCAAUUACAACCACAUCGCCGCGUGCGGUCUCGCAUGGAACCUUCCGUCGUCUUUCCGCGCGUGCGUUUCGUCUAUUUGCGGAUCCUAUUGUCGGUCCAGGUGGACUUCACAAGUUCACUCCGUCUCAUGUGCGCGCCCCACGACUCAUGCGACGAGGUUUGCUAUUGUCGCUCGGCACGACAAUAACCUCGCACGAGAGUUGGAACUACUUAAUCCCCCUGUUUCUUCUGCUGCUUCCUGACUUCUUCUUCCUUUCCAUACAUCCGAUUCCUCUACCCCUUUCACUCUGUCCAACACAACCUGCAAACCCCCCUCUUUCCCAAUCUUCCCUUUCACUCAGGCUAUCACGCUCUCUGGUAGACGUGCUCCAAGCCAAUUCCCCAUCCUCGACUUCUUCCAACUUCAACAAACUUCAACCACCAUCCUUUCAGCCAACAAACAAGGCGAAGACCUCUUCCCAGAUCCGUGAGAUCGUCAAGAACCACCCCGGCGCGUUCACAGCUGCGAAUCAGAACUAUUACAUCGACGACAUGGAUAGCAGCAGCACAUACCACGCCAAACGUCAAGCCGACAUGACUGCAAACGCGACAAGCAACGUCUCCUCCAAAGCUUCCAACGCGACUGCCACCGCCAACGGCAAGUUCAAGAUGCCCGCGCCGGAGAACCACGUUUCCAAAGCCCCUCGCGCCGCAGAGAACGACAUCAGCCCUUCGCGCAAGUCGAAGCGUCUUGAGCAGAAGGCCGAGAAGAUGGCCGAUGAGCAAGAGUCCAAGGUGACCAUCAAUCCAUCUACAACGACCACGAAGUCCGCAGGAGCUACCUCUCUCGCCAAUGUCACCACGCCGGAGAAGGUCACCAGCAAGAACGCAGUCAAGUCCGCUACUCCUGUCACAAAGCCCGUCACUCGCUCUACCUCCGCUGCCAGUACUGCCAGCGCUGUCAGCAACGAUCUCCCUGCCUCCAACGACCUGUCAACCAACGGCAACCGCAAGAAGGUCAAGACGCAAGCUCCGACCGCUACACGUGCCGCGUCCGCUGCCAAUGCCGUCAAUACCGCCGCGGACGACAACGAAUCCGAUGACGCCAACCACGCCGCGGAGGACCCUGCCAACGACGAGCAAGAAGAGGGCAGCAAAUUCAUCGGCACGCCCACUGGACGAGGAACAUCGCUCGAGAAGCCGGAAGGCGGCCCCCUACCCGCGCCAUGGCCCUGUGCUGAGCGUGACUGCAAGACGGGGCAGACGUGGUGGCCUCGCGACGGCAAAGACAGCUACGGGCGCAAGGUGAUUUCUCAAUUUUUCGGCCGCAACAAGCGCGAGACUAUGGUCAUUCCUCCGGAAGUCUGGCACAACUACUGCCGCAAGCACUACCAGACCGGUGUCUACAAAGCCAAAGCCGAGAACAACAAAUGCAUGUAUGUCAUCCGCAACAUCAACAUGCAGCUCGCGCGCAUCCAGCUCUGGCGUCCGCAAGCCACGUUCCAAGUGCAACCCGACAAGUACGCCAGCGAGCGUCUGACGAAGUACUAUCUGAUCAAAGGCGCCAACGGGCCGGAGACUGCUGCACAGAAGCUAGCCAAUGCCAGAGCAGCCGCGUCCAGCGAGACGAGGACCAAUAGGGCAGGCAAGACAGUGAAGCUGAACGAGAUCGACAAAUGGCCCAUCGACCACCUGGUCUACUUCAAGGAGCACUUCACCAGCGAGACGGCCGACCAGUCUUUCAACGACCUCAAGGCCAUCAUCGCUUGGGUCAUCGGUCUUAUCGAAGCUGGAGAGAUCGUCUGCUUGCCGCCGAUGGAGUUCUUGAUUGCGGAGCAGGCUGCCGGCGAGACUGUCAACGACAAGGACAACAACUACAACGAUUGGCUUGCGCUGGAGGAUCCCGAGGCUUACGGUGACAACGAUGACGACGAAGAUGAGGAGGAGACUGAGGAGGAUGCCACCAACGAAGCCGAGAGCCGUUCCGAGGCCGCUGGCACUGACGACGACGACGACGACGAAGAACAGCUCAGCGACGACUUCGACUUCAAGAAAGCUGUCAAGAACGUCAAGACAGCGCUCCAAGCCCUCUCGCCAUCCUCAUCCACUUCCUCCAGCAACAGCCCCUCCAACACCUUCACCUACACCCCCUUCGAGCCUUCCUACCCCGGCGCCGUCCCUGCGUCGUCAACCUACUACACCAAGCCAGGCUCGGGGAUGAAGCGCAAGUUGUGGGAGAGCUACGACGAGGAGGAUGAAGCGGUGUUCGACGCGUCGCCGUUGCAGAAGAAGUACAAGGCCGACAUCUCGCCCUCGCAGAAGAAGCGCAAAGCAGAUGUGGAUGCGGACGACGAGUACGCGGUGAUGAUGGAGGUUGAGAGGCAGUACCAAGCGAAGAAGCGCGAGCUGCACACACAAGCAUUGGCGUCUCUCCCGGCUUUUGUGCCGUCGACUGUGAGCGCGAAGGCCGGUCAGCUGAAGGGGAUGGCGGGUGGAGUGGUGGCUUACGCUUUUUCUAAUGGCAUGAAGCGCGGCAUUGACUUUGAGGAGGAUGCAGAGGAGUUUGCAUACUCGGGCAAGCGGCGUCGAUCUUUCUAAACGACUACAGCAAGCGCCAACAGGGUACUACAACAAAGGGCAGAUUUGUUGAUGGCUGGCUAUGGGAAAGCGAGCUGGAAGGACUGGCAGCAAGCGAGAGAUUUCUUUCAUCUGGGACGGGUUCGAUGCGUUUGCAAUGGCGCGGACACUGGCGUAUGGCUGGCGGUACUGA
Messenger RNA from Neohortaea acidophila, 3186 nucleotides. RefSeq lists its product as uncharacterized. The coding region runs from base 84 to 3014 and encodes 976 amino acids. The record is from RefSeq and is a predicted model, not a curated record. The transcript has 2 exons. NCBI's taxonomy places the organism in Eukaryota, Fungi, Ascomycota, Dothideomycetes, Mycosphaerellales, Teratosphaeriaceae.